This is a messenger RNA of Otolemur garnettii (small-eared galago), 2405 nucleotides long. It is a transcript of the gene CASS4, whose product is annotated as Cas scaffolding protein family member 4. Gene Ontology annotation, molecular function: protein binding. The record is from RefSeq and is a predicted model, not a curated record. Lineage: Eukaryota; Metazoa; Chordata; Mammalia; Primates; Galagidae. Gene Ontology annotation, cellular component: plasma membrane; cytoplasm. Bases 63 to 2405 code for a protein of 780 amino acids. The transcript is spliced from 6 exons. Gene Ontology annotation, biological process: cell surface receptor protein tyrosine kinase signaling pathway; cell migration.
UGAAGCUUCAGAUACUGGCGGUGGAGCUCAGAGGAGCCUUCUCACAGCGCCUGCCUGCCGUCAUGAAAGGAACAGGAGUCACCGAUGGUGCCCCCAAGACACUCCUGGCCAGGGCACUUUAUGACAACUGCCCCGACUGCUCCGACGAGCUGGCUUUCUGCAGAGGGGACAUCCUGACCAUUCUGGAGCAAAGUGUGCCAGAAAGUGAAGGCUGGUGGAAAUGUUUGCUCCAUGGGAAGCAAGGCCUGGCCCCUGCCAACCGCCUCCAGAUCCUCACAGAGGUUGCCACAGACAGGCCCUGCCCUGUGUUCCUGCGAGGCCUGGGAGAAGCUCUUGCCUGCUCAGAGGAGAUCUACCAGGUGCCCACUCUGCUCCACCCUCCUCCACUAGGCCCUGUCUAUGAGCAGAUGAAGAGUUGGGUAGAGGGACCCACGCCCCCCAUUGCCCAAGUCUAUGAAUUUCCUGACCCACCCACCAGUGCCAGAAUCAUCUGUGAGAAGACUCUAAGCUUUCCAAAGCAGGCCCUCUUCAUGCUCCCCAGACCUGGGCGGGCCUCGCUGCCAACUCUGCCUCCCCAAGUGUAUGAUGUGCCUACCCAGAGCCGGGUCCCCUCAGCCCUCAAGGAGUCAGAGAAGCAGCAGCUAUACGACAUACCGGCCAGCCCCCACAAGGCAGCCCUCUGUCCCCCCGCCAGCCAAGCCAGUGAGCAGGGUGCUCUUACACCAAUGACUGCCGUCAAGAGGAAAGGCUACCACACCUUACCAAAUCCUCAGAAGCCAGACUGGAUUUAUGACACUCCAGUGUCUCUGGGAAAGACCAAUGUCAGAAAUACAUCUCCAGCCGGCUCUGCAGAAGAAUCGGGGCCCGACGCUCCUCGUUCUGGCUCCACUUUCUGCAAUCCUCCCAGUAGCAGAGUCGGGAUCUUCACUCCACAGCUGAAUGUGCCCAGGCAGAAAAAAUACAGUCUUCCAGAAAUCCAUUCUCAUGGCUCUCCAGCACCCAAGGACUCAUUCCCUUUGGAGGAAGGUGUCAGCUACAAGGUUCCGUCCAGCUUUCUGACCCCCCGGGUGGAACAGCAGAACACAAAGCCCAAUAUUUAUGACACCCCUAAAGCGAUGAUGAGUAUCCCUCACGCUGGGAAGGAGCUGGGAAAAGCCGAUGAGGCCCCAGAGACUUCCACAGGCCCAAACACCCCAUGGUUCUGCAGACCCACAACCUUCCUGUCACGUGACAGAUUAUUGGCCACCAGUCCCGACAGAGCUAGUGUGGUGUCUUCCUGCUCCUCCAUGUCCACGGACUCCUCCUGCAGCUCUUCCUCAGAGGAGUCAGCAAAGGAGCUCUCCUUGGACCUGGACUUGGCCAAGGGGACGGUGAGGGCUCUGCAGCACAAGGUGGUCAGCUCUGCAGCGGACCUGCUGCUCUUUGUAAGCAGGAAGUGGAGGCUCCGGGACCAUCUGGAGGCCAAUGUGAACGCAAUCCGCAGGGCUGCCGAUCACAUAGAAGAGUCUGUAAGAGAAUUUCUGGAUUUUGCCCACGGAGUCUGUGGGACAGCCAGUAAGCUCACCGACAGCAACUUUCAGGCCAGAAUCAGGGAUCAGCUACAGACAAUCUCCAACUCCUACCAGACCCUCCUGGAAACAAAGGAGAGCCUGGAUGACUGCAAUUGGGCCCUGGAAGUCCUUGUGACUGACAAAGUCCAAACCAGCCCGGAUGACCUUGAGAGGUUUGUCAUGGUGGCACGGACCAUUCCAGAAGACAUCAAGAGGUUUGCCUCUAUUCUUAUUGCCAAUGGGAGGCUCCUUUUUAAACAGAACUGUGAAAAGGAAGAGACAGUGCAACCGACCCCAAAUGCAGAAUUUAGGGGUGCAAAAAGCAUCCAGCCUCCCCAAAGAGAAAUCGAAUCAUACCAAAGGAAGACUCCUUUUACUAAGCAGAGGGAAAAUGAACACUCCCCGGGACUGUUAAAGAAAUCUAGGACAAACACUUGUGAACAGAAUCCUCUCUCUCUGACACCCCAGCCUUCGAGUCAGCAGACUCCCCAGAAGAAGAUCCACCUUUCUGAACACUGCCGGCUCUAUUUCGGGGCGCUCUUCAAGGCAAUCAGCGUCUUCAGCAGCAGCCUCAGCAACGGCCAGCCCCCGGAGACCUUCAUCGCGCAGAGCAAGCUGGUCAUCAUGGUGGGGCAGAAGCUGGUGGACACGCUGUGCAAGGAGACGCAGGAGAGGGACGUGCGGAACGAGGUGCUCUGCAGCAGCAGCCACCUGUGCGGCCUGCUCAGGGACCUGGCGCUGGCCACCAAGACCGCGGUGCUCACCUACCCGAGCCCUGCCGCCCUGGAGCGCCUACAGGCCGAGGCUGAGAGGCUGGAGCAGCACACGCGGCAAUUCAGAGCGACGCUGGAAUGA